Penicilliopsis zonata CBS 506.65 is the source of this 195-nucleotide messenger RNA. RefSeq lists its product as hypothetical. The annotation marks the transcript as partial. The transcript is spliced from 3 exons. The record is from RefSeq and is a predicted model, not a curated record. Lineage: Eukaryota; Fungi; Ascomycota; Eurotiomycetes; Eurotiales; Aspergillaceae. Gene Ontology annotation, cellular component: mitotic spindle; DASH complex; spindle microtubule.
CGCGCCAGCCCCUCAGUCUUCGAGCAGCAGAGGGAAGAGCUCGUCCGGGAGAUCGCCGUGGGCAUGGAACAAGUCCUUCAGAAUAUCAACCGGUUGAAUCGGAAUCUGGAAAGCAUCAUCGCGGUUGGGAAUGAGUUCGGGUCCGUCGAGGCGCUGUGGUCUCAUUUUGAGAAUUUCAUGGCCAAACCGGACGAA